This is a messenger RNA of Fusarium sp. VM40, 933 nucleotides long. The record is from the annotation of a GenBank genome assembly. Lineage: Eukaryota; Fungi; Ascomycota; Sordariomycetes; Hypocreales; Nectriaceae.
AUGAGCCCACGAACUCGACGACAGGCCGUAAAGGCCCAAAACACUUCUUCCUCCGAUUCUGAGCCUGAAGUCAGAUCAAACGGCAACGGUGUUGCUCACGGUGCCGCGGAUGCUUCGGACAGUGCCCCUCGCGAGAACAUCUUCCUCUUCUACCCCAACCUCAUCGGCUACGCGCGCAUUGUCCUUGCCAUCGCGUCCCUUUACUACAUGCCCCUCCAUCCUCGAACCUGUUCGUUCCUCUACAGUAUUUCAUGCCUUCUCGAUGCCCUCGAUGGCUAUGCUGCGCGAAUCUACGAGCAAUCCACUCGCUUUGGCGCUGUUCUUGACAUGGUCACCGAUCGCUGCACCACAGCUUGUCUCAUCGUCUUCCUCUCCUCAGCCUUCCCUCGAUGGGCCAUCGUUUUCCAGGGCUUGAUUGCUCUCGAUCUUGCCAGUCACUACAUGCACAUGUAUGCUACUCUUGUUGUCUCAGGCACCAAUGCCAGCCACAAGAGCAUCGAUGAGAGCAAGAACUGGCUCCUGCGUCUUUACUACACCAACAAGAACGUUCUCUUCGCUCUUUGCGCUCUCAACGAGCUUUUCUUUAUCGCUCUCUACCUCCUCUGCUUCUCAUCUCCUCUUGUCUCGCCCUACCUUAUCAAGCCUGUCCAGGCAGUUGGUGCCGAGCUCCAGGCCGGUGCUCAGGUCAACACCUCGAUCCUCGCUCAGAUCUUCCCCGAUCCUUUCAGCCCUGCGGCUCUCGAGCUCGCUCGUGCUAACAAGAUGGACUCUACCGUGCCUUGGGUGAUUGCCGGCAUUAGCUUCCCUUUUAUGUUCUUGAAGCAGUUCAUCAACUGCGUUCAGCUCUACAAUGCCAGCCUGGGCCUUGCUGAGGUCGAUCUUCAGACUCGAAAGGAGCAGGGUCUCCCCCGCCCCAAGCCCAAGAAGGUUUAG